AUGUCUUUAGAUAUUUAAAGUGAUUAUUUGGAUUAUGCUUCAGUUUUAGAUGAUAAAUACUAUAUUAUUGAUACACUUGGUGUUGGCAGAUAUGCAAAGUAAUUUUAGAAUGUUGAUUAUUAUAGAGUAAAGUUAGCCAUCGAUAUAUAAGAUAAGUAAAAGUACGCUAUAAAAAUAAUGAAGAUAGAUCCAACUACAAAUCAAAACAAACUAUCAUAAUUUAUAAAUGAAGUAUCUCAUUAAGCUGAGUUUGAACAUAAUAAUAUAAUAAAGAUUAUUUAAGUAUUUGAGAUCUUAAAUAAUAGUGCAGCAUAAAUGGAAAGUACAGGAAAGUGGAUGGUAGAUUAUGUUAAGUUUCUUAUUUUGUGAUGGAAUUGGCAGAUCAAGGGGAAUUAUUUGAAUUACUUGAAUAAACUCAUUAAUUCUCUGAGAAAUUUUCAAGGGGAAUAUUUUCUUAAUUGAUUAAGGGUAGUUUAUUCAACUUAACUUAGCAUAGGCAUUGAAUAUUUACAUGAAAGAGGAAUAGUUCAUAGAGAUAUCAAAUCAGAAAACAUUUUAUUUAGCAAUGGUAUCUUAAAGCUAGCUGAUUUUGGAUUCAGUGCCAAAUCUGUUGAUUAAACUGGUGCCAAAGUCUAAUUUGAGGUUCAAUAAUAUUUAGGAUCUCCAGAGUAUAAUCCACCAGAACUUUCAAAUACAAGUAAAAGUAUUAUUAUAAACUCUAAGUUGGUAAAUAAAAAUAUUAUAUACCUGAAUCUGCUGAUGUAUUUGCAUCUGGAGUUAUUCUAUUUAGUAUGGCUAUGAGAUCUGCUCCAUUUAAAACAUCUAAAAAUACAGAUCCUUAUUAUUCUUUAUUAAAAUAGGAUAAAUAAAAGUUUUGGUAAGUGUUUUAAGAAUUGAAUAAUAAUAUAUCUCAUUAAUUCAAAGAUUUAAUUGAGAAAAUUUUGGAAGAAAAUCCAUAAAAAAGAAUAUCAUUAGAAUAAAUUAAAAAGCAUCCAUGGAUGUAAGGUUAGAUUUCUAAUUUGACUGAUUUUAAAACAGAAAUUAACAACAGAUAUGAGAUAGUUUAAAAUAAAAUGAAGGCAAAAAUAACUUUUAGAAGACAAUAGAAAUUUACUAAUAGAAGAUAUUAAAAGAGAAUUGAAAUGUCUAUUCCUAAUCUUAUACCACCAAAAUAUCUAUAAGAAAGUUUAGUUGUUAUUGAUGAUGUAAAUAAAUAAAUAUUUUAAAGAUAAAUGAUAAAUUGUAUAAGAGAUUAUUACUAUAAGCAUAUUAAGAUUAAAUGAGCUAAAAAGCUUAGCCAACAACAGAUUUUAAAAUAAUUGAAAUAUAAUAGAAAACUAAAUCUAAAAGAGAAUUAGAAGGAUCUAAAAAGUCUAGCCCUGCUACUCCUCCUAAUGAUUCUGAUAAUUGA
Paramecium pentaurelia is the source of this 1411-nucleotide messenger RNA. The record is from the annotation of a GenBank genome assembly. NCBI's taxonomy places the organism in Eukaryota, Ciliophora, Oligohymenophorea, Peniculida, Parameciidae.